Messenger RNA from Corticium candelabrum, 1287 nucleotides. RefSeq names its product arfaptin-2-like. The record is from RefSeq and is a predicted model, not a curated record. Gene Ontology annotation, molecular function: protein domain specific binding; phospholipid binding. Gene Ontology annotation, biological process: regulation of Arp2/3 complex-mediated actin nucleation; intracellular protein transport. The transcript has 2 exons. Gene Ontology annotation, cellular component: trans-Golgi network membrane. The coding region runs from base 28 to 1158 and encodes 376 amino acids. Lineage: Eukaryota; Metazoa; Porifera; Homoscleromorpha; Homosclerophorida; Plakinidae.
UGUUUCGUAGUCUACUCACAGGUGAUCAUGAACGAGGAGAGCGCUCCGGCAGCUGAAUCGUUGGACUCCGACUUGCCAGCGAUCGAACAAGACGACGAGCUGUCGAGCAGUCAAUUCGGUCGUCUAACAAUAAACCAGGCUAGUCACGUGGCCUCGCUUGCCGUCGACGAAUCUGCAUUCCAGAAUGUCAGUUUGACAGUAGCAAGUGCGCAAGACUCUCCAUCGUCGUCUAAAACAACAGACCCGAAUGCACUAUCGUCACAAUCCGGAGCCGCCGCCGCCUCGCUCGCCUCAACCUUGGAGCGGUCCGACGGACAGGAUGAUGACGUCAGAGAGGAGGACUUCGAGCUGUCACAUGGCUCACUGGAUCUCCGACGGAGAGAAAGAACGUCGUCAAUCGACCGUUUUCGCGACUGGAGCGUGUCGACGUACAAAGUCACUCGCCAGUUUCUCUCAGAACGCUUCGGCCGCGGUUCGCGGACCGUCGACACGCAUAUGGAGUUCCAAGUGCAGUCACUGCGGGACAUACAGCAUAAGUACUCUGAUAUUAUCCGGGUCGCUCGCCAGCUGAGCGCUCAGCUGUUCGCCGUAUUCCAGACGCAUCGUGUACUCGGUGAUACAUUUGGUGAAUUAUCAGCCAAACAUACUGAUUUACAUGAUGAAUUCAAAUACAAUAGUGACACACAGAGGCUGCUGUAUAAGAAUGGGGAGACUCUCCUCAGUGCCAUUAAUUUCUUUAUUGCCAAUCUGACUACUCUUUGUACGAAGACUAUGGAGGAUACUUUGGCAACUGUGAAGAAGUACGAGGCGGCUCGUGUGGAGUAUGAUGCAUAUAGGACUGAUCUUGAGGAGACCGAGAAGGUGGCGGUUACGACUGACGCACAGAAAGCGAAGUUGGAAAUGACGAAGCAGGAAUUUACAAAACACAGACAUCAUUUCGACACUCUACGUCACGAUGUGUUCGUCAAACUUCGACUCCUGGAUGAAAACAGGGUCAAGGUAAUGAAAAAGCAGCUUUUAUUAUUCCACAAUGCAACUUGUGCCUUCUUCUCUGGCAACCAGCAAGCUCUAGACCAAGUUGUGAAAAGCUUCCACACCAAACUUGAAGUCAGAUCUCAAGCGCAAGCAUCAUCAUUUCUCGAGACCGAGCAGAAAUGAUGACAGACAUCUAGGAUUGUGUUUGUAGUGCUUUCUCAGUCUGGAUUAACAAAACUGCUGAUGCAUAACUAGCGUUACUUCGAACGAUAGUGAUAGUAUUCUGUAGCAAAUCAAUGAAUGCCCCAUGCU